AUGCACCGCCAAAGGCAGCUGCACCACGAAGAAUGGCAAGAUCACACUCGACGCAAACUGGCGCUGGCUUCAUCAAAAGAAUCCACCAACUGCUACAAUGGCAACACGUGGGACACGACCGCCUGCCCUGACAACAAAGCCUGUGCGACCAACUGCGCGAUCGAUGGAGCUGACUACAGCGGCACAUACGGAAUCACAGCGAGUAGCAACUCUCUGAAGUUAAAGUUCAUCACAAAGGGCUCUUACUCUACCAACAUCGGGUCCCGUACAUACCUCAUGAAGGAUGACAGCACAUACGAGAUGUUCAAAUUCACCGGCAACCAAGAAUUCACAUUCGAUGUCGAUCUCUCCAAUCUACCCUGUGGCUUCAACGGCGCGCUUUACUUUGUCUCUAUGGAUGCCGAUGGUGGCAUGAAGAAGUACUCAACAAACAAGGCGGGUGCCAAGUACGGUACUGGAUACUGUGACGCUCAAUGCCCCAGGGACUUGAAGUUCAUCAACGGCGAGGGCAACGUCGAAGGCUGGCAACCAUCCUCAAACGACAAGAACGCAGGUGUCGGUGGCUACGGCUCCUGCUGCGCAGAAAUGGACAUCUGGGAAGCAAACUCGGUCAGCACGGCCGUUACACCCCACUCCUGCUCAACAAUCGAGCAGGCCCGCUGCUCAGGCGACACCUGCGGUGGAACCUAUUCUGCUGACCGCUACGCCGGCACCUGCGACCCCGAUGGUUGCGAUUUCAACAGCUACCGCAUGGGCGUCAAGGACUUCUACGGCAAAGGAAAGACUGUCGACACAUCCAAGAAGUUCACCAUCGUCACUCAAUUCAUCGGCACAGGCGACAACAUGGAAAUCAAGCGCUUCUACGUCCAAGGCGGCAAGACCAUACCCCAGCCCGCAUCCGCCAUCCCCGGUGUCGACGGCAACUCCAUCACGACCAAGUUCUGCGACCAGCAAAAGGCUGUCUUCGGCGACCGCUACACGUUCAAGGAGAAGGGUGGUAUGGCAAACAUGGCCAAGGCUCUCGCCAAUGGUAUGGUUCUCGUCAUGAGUCUGUGGGAUGACCACAACAGCAACAUGCUCUGGCUUGACUCCACCUACCCAACUGACAAGAACCCCGACACUGAUCUCGGAAGCGCACGAGGAGAGUGUGAGACUACCAGUGGUGCGCCUGCGGAUGUUGAGAGCAAGUAUCCUGAUGCUACGGUUACUUACAGCAACAUCAAGUUUGGUCCGCUCAACUCGACCUUUGGUUGA
Molecule: messenger RNA, 1254 nt
Organism: Pyrenophora tritici-repentis Pt-1C-BFP
Lineage: Eukaryota; Fungi; Ascomycota; Dothideomycetes; Pleosporales; Pleosporaceae
Product: Glyco-hydro-7 multi-domain protein
Biological process (GO): carbohydrate metabolic process
Molecular function (GO): hydrolase activity, hydrolyzing O-glycosyl compounds
Source: RefSeq, a predicted model, not a curated record